This is a messenger RNA of Sceloporus undulatus (fence lizard), 2247 nucleotides long. RefSeq names its product SH2 domain containing 6 (gene SH2D6). The record is from RefSeq and is a predicted model, not a curated record. Lineage: Eukaryota; Metazoa; Chordata; Lepidosauria; Squamata; Phrynosomatidae. Bases 857 to 1771 code for a protein of 304 amino acids. Gene Ontology annotation, biological process: cell surface receptor protein tyrosine kinase signaling pathway; intracellular signal transduction. Gene Ontology annotation, cellular component: cytoplasm. The transcript has 14 exons.
ACUGGAAUAUUUUGGAGUUUGGAAUACAAAUUCCUUUAGCCUUUUCUUCCAAAUCGGUGGAGUGGGGAACCUUCCAAAUUUAAGCCUGUGUUUUAAAGCAAUGAUCCAAGGUGCUGAGGCUUACCAUCAUUCAAAGCAAGGUCAGUACUUUGGGUAGCUCACCAUACUAGAACCCAGAGCAGAUGCACCACUCCAUUAACCUGGAAGAUAAGCAACCAUCCUAUGCUUUCCAGAAAGCUUUUAAAGAAUAUAUUCCCAGGGGAGCUGGGAAACUGCACCGGAUUAAUAUAAAACCUUAAGAUUUGCCAACGUCUUCUCUUCUUCUCCAAGGUCUCAGGUCCCACCAAUACCUCCAAAGAGACCAGAAAAGCAGCCGCCACUGGUUCACAGGAAUGAUGACGCCGAAGAAGAGGAGGAGGAGGACCAGUAUACCUAUGAAAUCCCCCCAAGUAAAGGACAAGGCAAGACAUUGGCUUCUGCCAGGCAGCAAGAAACUCCAGAUAACUUAUAUCUUGGUAAGACCAUUGGGAGACCUGGAUCUGGAUCUGGCGAGGGAAUGAUCCUAGCGGUUGGAUGCUGGAGAGAAAUCUCUCCAGGCCUUGGAUGCCUGAAGUCAGUUCUACCAGAAGAACAUAGGAGGAACUCAAGCCCUUCUGUCCAGGCAUCUCUUUGUCAGGGUUUCCUGAUGCUUAGAAGCCCACUUUUCAUCUGUGGGCUUCUAAGAGAGAAAGAGAGAAAGUCUUCCCCUUCCCUGUAGACACAGGCAAAAGCAAACUGUUGCAGCAUCUACUAGCUUCUCUGUUCUUCCUCAUUAAUACAAAUUGCCACCUUGCCCACAUUUUGCUCAGCCACAUGUAUGCUGGUUCCCUCUCUAACAUUGUUAGUGACCAAGGCUCCAGUUUGGAUGCCAACUCUGCUUGUUUCUCUGCCUUUAGAUCGCCCGGCCCUAAGACGCUUCUCUGAACCAAACAACCUCCUGCAGCCUAGGACCCAAAUGUUUCUGUCAAACUCUGGGGCCGAUGGAGGCAAUGAUGAAGAAGCGUUCAAUUUCCAAGCUAUAGAGAGAGCUUUGAAAAAAGGGAUGAUGAAAGCCCCGCUGGGACCGCCGCUUCCUAUCUCAGCUCGCCGAGUGUCUCUCCCAGUCCUACCCGCCACUGGACCCCAAACAAAUGCUGCCGCAAACAGAGAUCCUUUUCUGUCCCUGAAAGACGACAAGGAGGAGUCCCAGGAAGAGUCGAUUUAUGUGGAGUGUGAGCCCAGCACCGCCUCGCUGCCCUGCAGAGCAUUUCCCACUCCGCCGGCUCGCCCUUUGAAGAAACUCAAGCCAAAGAUCUCCCCACCUGGAGCCCAGCAGAUACUCACAGAGAACUCACCCGAUGGGAGCUGUCCAAAGAGUGGAUCCUUGCCAGAGGAUUGUGGCAUGCAAAACAAGGCCUGGUAUGCAGGCAGAUGUGACCGACAUACAGCUGAGGCUGCCCUUCUCCAUUAUAAUAAGGAUAGCGCUUACCUGGUGAGACGGAGCUCGCGACACGGCUGGAACCAGCCCUUCACUUUGGCUGUCCUUUACAAGAGCCACGUCUACAACAUCCCCAUCCGCUACAUAGAGAGCAGCCAUCAGUACACACUUGGGAAGGAUGGCAAGAGCCAUGAGGAGCUCUUUGACAGCGUCGCCAGCAUCAUCCAGAACUACACAGAGCAUCCCUUGGUUUUGAUCGAUGGCAGCACUUCCGCCAAGGAGCAGACUUGUCUGGUGUUUCCAGUGAAACCAUGACACAACUGGAGGAACCGUGAUGGAGGAAUGGACGUUACUCCAAGACUUGAGGGAUCUAACAGCUUCAUUUUCUGGCAGGAUUUGGCCGAAGCGUCGAAAUUCAGUGUGGUUCUCCUGAUGUUUUGCAGAGGUUCUUUGUACGCAGUUCAUGUUUAAAAUGUCCUUCUGGAAGCCAAGGGCACAGAAUGCUUGAUCUCCAAUGUUAUUCUCUUGGAAUGGAAAAGCAAAUGAACUUCAGGCAUGGAAGAUGACUGGAGAGAGAGAUUUAAAGUCUAAACACAAAAUUCAUAUAUGUUUCGUACACAUGGUUUUAAAUGUUUUAGCUUUUUCUGUCAUUGUAACCCGGUGGUUUAUUUCAUAUGCUUUCAUCCUAUUUCAGAUACGCUUUUCCUUCUGUCUGGACAGGUUUCAAACUGUUUAUAUGCUGAUCUCACAGCAGAGGGGCAGGAUUGAAAUAUUGUAAUGAAUGCAUGCAU